GGAAAAGCUGUUAAACAAUACAUUGGAGAAGGUGAAAAUGGUCCAAUUAAUUCAUACCGUCAUAAUCCAUAUUCUUAUUUCAAUGAAGAAUUAAAUGCUAUUGAAGAGGGACCGGAUGGAUUACCACGAUAUUCUAACCAGUUUGAUGGUCAAUAUGCAAAUAUUAGACCUGAAAUUUCAGCUAAGAAAUUCUUUAAAGUUGCUUUAUUCGAUCCAGUUUUCGCAAAUGUUAAAGAUGAACUUAAACAGCAAUUCCAACCAAUUAUAGUAGCAAGAAUUGCAUCAGGUGCUUUAUCUCAAGCAUUCAAAGAUUUAAUUAAGAAACCAUUAUAUCAGCAACGAGGUUUAACUUAUGAUUUAGUUAAGGAAUCAGAUAAAAGAAAAUUUGAGAAAUCAGAUGAUUAUAAGAAUGCAAUUAAUGAAUAUAUUCGGUCUAUUAAUUUCGAUGAAACAGCUAAAAAUCAACUUCAUGAACAAAUACAGGGAAUAAUAGAUUCAAAAGUUCCAGCAAAAUAA
Trichomonas vaginalis G3 is the source of this 516-nucleotide messenger RNA. RefSeq lists its product as uncharacterized. The record is from RefSeq and is a predicted model, not a curated record. The annotation marks the transcript as partial. Lineage: Eukaryota; Parabasalia; Trichomonadida; Trichomonadidae. The transcript has a single exon.